This is a messenger RNA of Mesorhabditis belari, 2106 nucleotides long. Lineage: Eukaryota; Metazoa; Nematoda; Chromadorea; Rhabditida; Rhabditidae. The record is from the annotation of a GenBank genome assembly.
AUGACCAAAGCAUCACCGUCAAAUCCGCUCUCCGUUCAGGUGAGAAAAUGGACACACAAAUGGAAUCAAACGAGACGAUUCCCUCUCGACAAUCCCAUAUCAGUCGGUGUUUAUUUGAAAGGUCAACCACGCACAUCGGCUCUCCCAUCAACGGAUUCACAAGCAAGUGUCGGUGGACAUUCGUCGGAUGGAGAAAAGGGUGUCUGUUUUGAGUCACUUUCUUUUCCCGUUGGCUCGCUUGCUGUUCUAGGGGCCGGGAGAGUACUUCCCCCGCUGCACGAGAAGAUCAACCGACGAAUCAACGAUGGAACCCCAUUUUUCUCACUCGAGUUCUUCCCGCCGAAAACCGCUAAUGGAGUCGCGAACUUUUUCACCCGUUUGGAUCGUUUCAAUGAAGGUCUACCUCUCUUCGUUGACAUCACAUGGCAUAUGAACUCGGAUCCCGCAAACAUGCAGAAGGAGACCUCUUCGUCAUCGAUCGCUCUCGGAAUCAUGAACUAUUGCAGAGUGGAAACAAUGCUUCACAUGACGUGUGUUCAAUAUUCAAAAGCUCAAACCGUCCGCCAUUUGGCUCAAUCGAAGAAAUACGGACUUCGGAAUAUUCUGGCUCUUCGUGGCGAUCUUCCGCCAUCAGAAACUUCCUCAGAAGAGUGCCAAUAUUUGUAUCGUUAUCGUGCCCUUGACAUGAUUCGAUGGAUUCGAGAGGAGUUCGGCGAUUAUUUCACCAUCGCUUGUUCAGGUUACCCACUCGGUCACCCGGAUGCUCCCGUGGACGCGGGUGCUCAAUUCAUCGUCACUCAGCUUUUCUUCGAGGCGGAGUCUUUCGAGAAAUUUGUGCGCGAUUGUCGAGAGAUCGGCAUAACGUGUCCGAUCAUUCCAGGAAUUAUGCCAAUUAUGGGCUACGAAUCAAUUCGUCGUAUCGCCACGUUGUCGCAAUUGACGAUUCCCGAAUGGAUUCUAAAUGAUCUUGAGCCGAUUAAACACGACGAUGAUGCGGUUAGGAAAUAUGGAACGGUAAAAGCGAUCGAGAUGUGCCGUCGCUUGUUGAGCAAUGGAUCGGCGAAAUGUAUCCAUUUGUACACGAUGAACAGAGAGGGAACUUGUCGUGAAAUUCUUCAAGAACUAGGACUGUGGCAGAAGAAACCGAUGCGAGCACUUCCAUGGGAACCACACGGAGGAAAUCAUCCGAUUAGAUGCAAAGAAGAUGUUCGCCCGAUUUUCUGGAGUGCUCGCCCCAAAUCGUACAUCUAUCGAACAAGGGAUUGGGACGAUUUCCCGAAUGGUCGUUGGGGUAACAGUUCAUCGCCGGCUUUCAAUGACCUCAAGGAUUACUAUCUUUUCCAUUUAUUGGGAACUACGAAUAAAGACGAGCAAUUGAAAAAGUUCGGCUAUGAGAUCGCGGAUAUCGAAGAUGUGAAGAAAGUUUUUCUGAAUUUCCUUACACAGGAACCGAAUGAGAAUGGAGUCGUGGUGACGUCUCUUCCAUGGAGUGAACAAGAGAGCGGUGUUGCGCCCGAGACAAAACUCAUUCAGGAUCAACUAACAUGGUGCAAUGAGAACGGCAUCUUUACCAUCAACUCUCAGCCAUCAGUGAACGGAGCGCCGUCAAGUGAUCCACUCGUUGGAUGGGGGAAACACGGAGGAUAUUGUUAUCAAAAGGCCUAUUUGGAAUGUUUCAUUUCGGAAGAGCAUUCAGCCGCAUUGCAAACGAUUCUCGAAGAGUACGCGCCGAGAAUCAACUAUCAUAUCAUCAAUCAUAAUGCAAGCGUCGACGUGGCGAACACCGAGAAAACGACGCCGAUCGCCGUGACAUGGGGCGUGUUUCCAGGAUGUGAAAUCGCUCAACCAACCGUCGUCGAUCCGAUCUCGUUCCGAGUUUGGAAAGAUGAAGCAUACGAAAUGUGGACAAAUCAGUGGGCAUCACUUUACGCAAAGGAAUCGAAUUCUCGUCAAGUUCUCGAACACAUUCAUGACACAUAUCAUUUGGUGAACCUUGUCGACAAUGAUUUCCAGAAACCUUGCAUCAUUUUCGAGAUUCUCUCUCGUAUGGUCAAUCUAGCAAAGGAGAUUUCCCAUCAAAAUGAGCAACAAAUUUGGGCCACCAAU